GUGAGGAGGCGGAACAUGGCUGUCAACACAGGAGGAGUGCGGAGGGAGGCGAGGACGAUGAUGACGCGACGGAGCGUGAGAGGAGACGCUCAGGUUCCAUGGCUCCUCCGUGCUGUCUCCUGCCUUGACCUCACCACCCUCGCCGGCGACGACACCCCCGGCACCAUCGCCCGACUCUGCGCUAAAGCAAAGGAGCCAAUCAGGAAGGACAUUCUGAAAGCCCUGGGGUUCGAAGACCUGAAGAUACAGGUGGGAGCUGUCUGCGUCUAUCCUGACCGGGUCAGCGACUGCAAGCACUUCAUCGGAGACUCUGCCAUCCCUAUCGCAGCCGUCGCCACCGGGUUCCCUGCGGGCCAGAUCAAGCACGAGCACAAGCUGGAAGAGAUCCGUCAGGCAGUGGCUGAUGGCGCUAGCGAGAUCGACAUCGUGAUCCCUCGCAAGCUCGCGUUGGCUGGCGAAUGGGAUCAGCUCUUGCGAGAGCUGCAGGACUUCCGGAAGGCAUGCGGUCACGCACAUAUGAAAACCAUCUUAGCGACGGGAGAGCUGGGCGAGUUGACGAGGAUCUACAAGGCGAGCAUGGUCUGCAUGGAGGCUGGUGCUGACUUCAUCAAGACUUCGACGGGGAAGGAGAAGGAGAACGCGAACCUCGAAGUUAGCCUCGUCAUGUGCAGGGCCAUCAGAGAUCACUACCAACGCUCGGGCAUCCGCGUUGGGUUCAAGCCGGCCGGAGGCAUCCGAACAGCAAAGCAGGCGCUGCAAUAUCUUGUGCUGAUUAAGGAGACGCUGGGAGAUGAGUGGUUGGAUCCCUCGCUCUUGAGGCUUGGGGCCAGCACCCUCCUGACCGACAUCGAGCGACAGCUGUUUCAUUCCGCGUUCGGCUGCUAUCCCUCUGCCUGUGAGAUGCCCAUGCCCUGA
Guillardia theta CCMP2712 is the source of this 915-nucleotide messenger RNA. RefSeq lists its product as hypothetical. Gene Ontology annotation, cellular component: cytoplasm. Gene Ontology annotation, molecular function: deoxyribose-phosphate aldolase activity. Lineage: Eukaryota; Cryptophyceae; Pyrenomonadales; Geminigeraceae. The coding region runs from base 16 to 915 and encodes 299 amino acids. Gene Ontology annotation, biological process: deoxyribonucleotide catabolic process; carbohydrate catabolic process. The transcript is spliced from 2 exons. The record is from RefSeq and is a predicted model, not a curated record.